GCAGCAGACCCGCCCCCUCUGUGAGUGACCACCUCGGCUUUAUAAACCCCUCACUCUGCCAUCGUCGCCACACACUCUUUCUCCACCUCAGGACAGAGACUCUUCCACAGCCGCGGUCCAGCGUGAGACGGAACAGACCUACGCUUCUUCCACACGCGAGGAUUGCAAUAACCAACACAUUUAUACACUAUUUUGCACCUUUUUGCUGGUUAAUUUGUGCUCAGAGAAUGAGUUCCGCGUGCGUGCUCGUCCAGCCGGCGACCCUCGGCGCAGUGUCUCGGUCGCGGCCGCAGACAGUGAGCAGCAGCUCGGACACGAAUAACAGUCAGACCUCACUGUGGAGACCAUGGUUAUCCAGCAACAGGGACGGUCCUGCGCGGUGCCCACGGAGCAAACUGUCCUGUCCUUACUCCAGACCCACGGUGCCAGGUUGUUCGAUGAUAAGUGGGAAAUCUCAGUCCUUCCAGCAUCCCGUCAGACUCUUCUGGCCCAGAACCAAGUCAUUUGACUAUCUGUACAGUGACGGAGAGGCAUUACUGAGGAACUUCCCUGUACAGGCAACCAUUAGCUUUUAUGACGAGUCUGACUGUGAGGAUGAGGAUGAUGAUGAUGACGAAGAGGACUGGGAAGAGGAGGGCAACUCUGAUGAUGAAGAGUGCCACAAACCGCAGUCACAUUUCACCUCCUACAACUAAAAAUGACUGAUGAGAGCAUCUCUGUCUUCAAAUGUGAGAGAAGUGGAGAGACUUGAGAAUUGUUUCGUUCAUACAAACUUACCUGAUAGAUGGUAACAGCUAAGCAAAUGUCACAUAAGUGAGAGAUAAUCCACAUUCCUCAAGGUUGAAAUGUGUUUAGAGAUGUGUAUUCUGUCAUAUCUCCAACCACUGUGACACUCAAAGGCCAUUGAAUGAUGUUUAUCACUAAGACAAACCUUAAGACUUACGGAGAGUAGAAAUUGUACUGUUAAUUUUCUGUGUGUUACUGCACACUAUUAGUGAAGUGGUUUGCAGUAUCUGCAAUGUGAUAUGUUUGGUGAGAAAGGAAAGCCAGGCUUCAUGUCAUCUGUUUACAGUCAAUCUCAGGGUCGGAUCUUUGCCUAUGUGUAUAGAAAGAAUGUAAUGCACACUCAUUUCUAAUUUAUAAUGUAUAUAGCGCAUAACCUGUACAUAGAGAAAUUUAUUUUUGAUUUAUUUUUAUAUUCUGUGCAUCUGUGUAAACCUUGCCCAAACUGAGAUUUUAUGAAAAAGAAUAAAACAACUUUU
Solea senegalensis (Senegalese sole) is the source of this 1262-nucleotide messenger RNA. RefSeq names its product ripply transcriptional repressor 1 (gene ripply1). Bases 228 to 695 code for a protein of 155 amino acids. The record is from RefSeq and is a predicted model, not a curated record. Lineage: Eukaryota; Metazoa; Chordata; Actinopteri; Pleuronectiformes; Soleidae. Gene Ontology annotation, cellular component: nucleus. Gene Ontology annotation, biological process: negative regulation of transcription by RNA polymerase II; embryonic pattern specification. The transcript has 4 exons.